UUCAUUUUUUCCCCAUUUGAAAUCCGAGUUCAGAGUUCUGCUAUUUCAGAAUCUGCCAUGAUCUGCGAAAGAAGCUCGAAGCUCAGCGCUGAAAAUGGUAUUUUCCACUCAUGACAAAUGAUCAUCAUCAAUCUUAGAAUCGCGAGGGCCUACGCCCAAAUUUUUCCAUCUUUAUUCCUCCUAGUUCCUGUCCAGAACCUCCAUUCCAAUUCAAAUGAAGAAUCAUCUUCCGGCCACCCAUCGCGAAGAACCCAUUUGGUUUCCCCCAAUAGCGUGACCCCAAAAGUACGUUUUGCCACCGCUUCUGAUGUUGUUUCGUUGAAUAAAACAAUCACCAGUUUAGUAAGAGCUGGGGAUUUAGACUCCGCCCACGGGGUGUUCGACAAAAUGCCUGUUAGAACCACGGUUACUUGGAAUUCUAUAUUGUCGGGAUACUCGAAGGUGGCUGGGAAAAUGAAGGAAGCCCGUGAAGUGUUUGAUAAAAUUCCUCAACCAGAUUCUGUGUAUUAUAACAUUAUGCUGGCUUGUUAUUUAAGAAAUUGUGGUGUUGGGGCUGCUUUGGCUUUCUUUAACAGGAUGCCUGUCAAGGAUAUUGGGUCUUGGAACACGAUGAUCACGGGAUUUGCCCAUAAUGGGCAAGUGCGGGAGGGGUUUGAAUUGUUUUUAGUGAUGCCGGAGAAGAACGGCAUCUCGUGGAGUGCUAUGAUUUCUGUGUACGUGGAGCAGGGAGAUUUGGAUUCCACUGAGGAGUUGUAUGAGAAAGCGUUUAUAAAGAGUGUGGUUGAGGAGAUGCUUACUGGAUACGUGAAGUUUGGGAAUGUGGACUUAGCUGAAAGGAUAUUUCAUAAGAUGGAUUUGAGGAAUUUGGUCACGUGGAACUCUAUAAUAACGGGAUAUGUCGAGAAUUGUCGUGCCGAGCAUGGUCUAAAGCUCUUCAAGGCAAUGAUUGAAUCUCGGGUGAGGCCAAAUGCUUCGAGUUUGAGCAGUGUCCUUCUUGGUUGUAGCAACUUGUCUGCUUUGCCUAUGGGUAGGCAAGUGCAUCAACUGGUGAGUAAGUCUCCUCUAUAUACUUCAUUGAUUAGCAUGUAUUGCAAGUGUGGAGAUCUAGAUAGCGCCUAGAAGUUGUUUCUCGAGAUGCCAAGAAAGGAUGCGAUUACUUGGAAUGCCAUGAUUUCAGGCUAUGCUCAACAUGGCACUGGUCGAAAUGCGCUUCGUUUGUUUGACGAGAUGAGAAAUGGUGGAACGAGACCAGAUUGGAUCACGUUCGUUGCAGUUUUAUUAGCCUGUAACCAUGCAGGCCUCGUCGAUAUCGACGUUCAGUAUUUCCAGUCUAUGAAGGAGUUCAGAAUCGAGGCAAAAUCAUACCACUACACAUGUGUGAUCGACCUUCUCAGUCGAGUUGGUAGGCUAGACGAAUCAGUAAGUGUGAUUAACGAGUUGCCAUUCAAGCCUCAUGUCGCAAUCUUUGGAACCCUUCUGGGGGCCUGUAGAAUCCACAAAAACCUUGAUCUGGUAGAGUUUGCAGCCAAUAACUUGUUAGACCUCGACCCCAUGAGCGCCAUCGGAUACGUUCAGCUUGCGAAUAUCUACGCAGCAACGAGCAAAUGGGACCGAGUGGUACUGAAAUACAAUGCUCCAGCUCCAAUAAUUAGUAUUGAAAUACAAAGUCUUACAUUGGUUAGGGAAGAACAUGAUCCACGUAUAUGGAUAAAGACAAUUAUCUAGUAUGAGACAUUUGAGUGAAACAAAAA
Momordica charantia (bitter melon) is the source of this 1751-nucleotide messenger RNA. RefSeq names its product pentatricopeptide repeat-containing protein At4g16835, mitochondrial. NCBI's taxonomy places the organism in Eukaryota, Viridiplantae, Streptophyta, Magnoliopsida, Cucurbitales, Cucurbitaceae. Gene Ontology annotation, biological process: RNA modification. Gene Ontology annotation, molecular function: protein binding; RNA binding. The record is from RefSeq and is a predicted model, not a curated record.